AUGUAUGCGAUCGAGCUGCGCUCGGCCAAGGCGUUGCAGCCGUGGAUGGCGGUCGUGAGCUCUACAAGCAUCAAGGACAAGGUGCACUUCAUCUUCGACAUGCGCAGCGUCAUCAAGUGCCAGCCGCCCACGUCCCCCGUGCAGAGUGUGCCGCAAGUUCCAGCGCUGCAAGAUGGUUCUGCUUCUGAGGCUGAGCCUGAAUGUGCGGUGGUGACGCCUGCGAGGUCCCACUUGGAGGCAUCGUCCGGCGCGUCGUCGUUCGGGUCGGGUGCUUCCUCGGCCUCGCCACACCAGCUGCUUCAGGAUCCCAGUCGGGCUGGGCGGUUGGCGGUCGACCUCCUCGAAGUGAUGCAGAUUGAGAACGACUUCGACAGCGGGGGUGACUCUAGCGGCGCUAGCGGGAGCGCGGUCAGGGCAGCCAAGGCAGAGAGGGCGCCUUGGGAUCAGGUGGCCGAGCGAGUGGAUGCACAGAAUCAGCGUUUGUCUCUGGCCACGGGCGAGCCCAACAAGAAGGUUGCCGAGGCGCACAAGUUCAAUGACAAGUUCACAUUCGAGGUCACCUACCCUAAGGAAUUCACUUCGACACGCAAUCUGAUGGGCAUGUUCGCCUGGCCUCAACACAUGUACAAAGCAAUCGAUGCGUCGGACGGCCUCAACAACGCCUUGGUGCAGCCGAACGUGGACGACGAUCUGGACUCGUGCGUAUAUAGAGGCAUGCCUGCAGCGAUGACCAGGUUCAUCCACAAUAUGACGUAUACAUCGGUGGGCCUCGGUUGGGCUGGCGUGGACGCGCCAGGGACAGCGAUCAACAUGAUGAGUUGCCAGUUGCUGACGUACUUGAAAGAUGUCAAGGGGACUUCCUACGUGCCGCCGCAGAGGGAUAACAUGUUCCACCCGAUCAUGAAGUACGCCGUGGAGGACUUCUGGAAGCCGGAGAUCAAGGCGACGAUCAACCGCAUGAAGCAACAGGGCAAGCAGGUGGACUUGAACAGCCUCCUCCCGCUGAUCCUCAGCGACAGGUCCGUGAAGCUGAAGGCGGAGUGCUACCGGUGCGGUGGCGGCAAGCAGUGCGUCUUGGAGUGCUGCGACGUUCACGUGGCAGGCGUCUCUCGCAAAGCUUUUUCAAAGUUCGGCAAGAGGGAGGGCGUGGAGUCCACUGAGCACAUGAGCGCCAUGGCGGCCUGGGCUGCGACGGUCAGGGCCACGAAACCGAAGGUGGUCAUCUUCGAGAACUCAGACAGGUUCAGGGAAGAGAUCUUGCACUCUCUGUUCAAGGACAUGUACGCCAUCGAGGGCUUGAAGUUGGGCGGCCCGUACUUCGGCUGGGCAGGGAAACGCGACAGGUACUGCGCAGUCAUGGUCAACAAGGAGUUUGUCACCGGGGUGGUGUUCAGCAUGCGGAACGUGCUUCCUCUUUUCCACAGGGCGCUGGAGACGACGUUCAUGGAGUUCCUGGUCGGGCAUAAAGACAGACGGCUGGGGAAGCAAUUGGAGGAGGAGCUGAACUGGGCGGCCGGGCGCCCGACGUCGAGGGCGUCCAAGUACCAGAACGUCACCGAGCUCAAGGAGAAGGCGAAGUAUCCGUACUACGACGCUUUGACUUUCGGCGAGAUCAAGUUCCUGGACCAGUACGAGGUGAAGGGCGGCCUCGAGAAGAGAUGCGCGAUGCUCAACCAGAGCGAAGACCGCGGCUAUGGGAUCAAGAGCAGCGAGGACGGGAUACUCCAUCCCCUGGUUCGCAACCCUGCGAUACAUUUCGUGGUGGACACGGAGAACAACAUCAAGAGGUGGCUGUCAGGGUACGAGAUGCUGGUGUGCCAAGGGUUCCCAGUGCUCAACGAAUUAGCCAACCCUGGCGGCGAGUUGACGAGGGCGUGCAGCUUCGGGCGUUGCCUCGAAGACAACGACCUCCCGACGCGCUUCCGCAGCACCAUGGUUAAGCAGGCGGGGAACACGAUGCAAGUACCAGUGGUUGGCGCUGUGUUGGCUUACGUCUACUUGUGCGUGAGGUUCGGUGACAAGAUGCCUCCGCAGGUGUCAAUUCCGGGCGACCUCUCCCAGGAGCUCGCGCGCCCGUUCGCAGAGGACCCCUUCGACACGCUGGGCGAGAUCUUCAUGGCCAGGACCAAGCGUAGCAGGAGCAGCUAG
Messenger RNA from Prorocentrum cordatum, 2148 nucleotides. NCBI's taxonomy places the organism in Eukaryota, Dinophyceae, Prorocentrales, Prorocentraceae. The record is from the annotation of a GenBank genome assembly.